Molecule: messenger RNA, 1848 nt
Organism: Dioszegia hungarica
Lineage: Eukaryota; Fungi; Basidiomycota; Tremellomycetes; Tremellales; Bulleribasidiaceae
Exons: 6
Coding region: 1-1848 (615 amino acids)
Source: RefSeq, a predicted model, not a curated record
AUGGCUGCUCGCAAAGCCCAAGCCCCACCCGCCGCUCCAAGCACAGAUCUUUCUACUAUACUGGCGGGGGAACGAGUGUACCUCAAUCACAAGGUCUUUGACGAUGAAGUCGCACAUAUAAUCGUACACGAGUACAUUCUCAAAUUGGGGGCAGAGACGGUCGAAGCGCGUCGAGAUGCUACCAUCAACCUCCUCAACCCUUCACACCCAUCGUACCAAGCCGAACUUCAUCAUAAUGCCCUGCUCGCCUCGGACUAUCCGGAAGUCCAGCAACCGCUCCAUCUACCCUACCACUGGCUCACCCUCUGCCUCCAUCUUGGCAAGCGCGUUGCCCACGAAGAUCUCGAUCCCGCGGAGCCCUUUUUCGUCUUCCCAGGCAGCCGCCAACCUCUCCGCGCAUGGGUAUCGCUCAACGUCAUCAAACGGCACGAUGAGGGGUCGCCAGAAGUGGCGCACGCCAACACGGUCCUGCUCAUGGUCCGAGGUGGCGCGUUGAUGGUCAAGAGGCGGGCACAGGCGGACGUCCUGAUCAUAGACCCUGGAACCAAGUUUUACCAGGUGGUCAAGGCGGAGAAGAUCAAGCACAAGCGGGAUCACCAGAGGCUGGCGGAAAGGGAUUGGGUGGAGGAUUGCUCCAAGAAUCAGCUGGUGGCGUGGAAGUCGGAGCGGGAGAUUGAAGAGGCACCGUCGGAUGCGGAGAGCUUUGCGAGUGAAGAUGCAAAGCCGACUAAGAGAGGUCCGGGCAGACCAGCAGGCCGACCACGCGCAGAAUUUGCUCCGGCAGAGGAUGAUUUUCUCUGUCGCUAUCUCGCUGCAUUUCAGCCUGAUGGAUCUUGGGGAAGCAGAGCGACCUAUGAGCGUAUGGUGGAGCGCAGCAGCUUAUUCCCCGUGGCGUCGACUCAUCCUUCCCAAUCAUGGCACGGGCGCUUCAAGAACAAUUCGGGAAGCUUUACCAAGCGAGUCUUAAACUAUAUCCAGGCGGGCAUAGACGAGUCGCUCAAGACGAAGGUGGAGCGUAAGGCGAGCAAGUCUUCCCGGGAGGCGAAAGAGGAGCAUAUACCGCCGAGGGCAUCAACCAGCGCGGGGCCGGAGCGCACCUCAGCAUCGAAGAGUCCGACCAAGAAGCGGACGGGCGAAACCAGCGCUCCUCAAAUCAAGCGGAAUUUGGUCGAGCCGGAUGGUGAGGAGGAGUCGAUCGCUCCCGAACGGUCCGCUGGGCACGGCACGCAGGCCCCAGGCUCGGUCGACCAGCUGGAUGUCGAGAUGGCCAACGGUGAAGCCAACGUCAAUGAUGCCGAGCCGAUGUUGGAUGACCCGGAACCCAUCGUACCCCCCAAGUCCCAGUCUGGUCAGCAAUUGCAUGGCGACAGCAUCAUGGUCGACCAGUCGCUCGAGCACGUCCCAUCAGACGACCCCAUGGGGCAGGUCGACGAACAUCAGCCCAGCCAGCAGCUGGACGAAAGUCUCGCUGAGGAUCGGCAGAUGGUCGGGGCGGAGACGCAGGUCCUGCUUGACGAAUUUGCCCAUGUCAAUGCGGCGGUGGCAGCCAAGGAGGCGGCAAGGGCGCCGGCGCAAGCAAUUGCCAAUUCCCGUCUUCAGCAGCUGCAAGCGGACCGUUACUCGGCAGAUCGGAUCCCCUCUUUACCUCAAUCUCCUCGGCGCACGGCAUCACCUGCUCCAUCCACAAAACGUGCUCGCCCCUCUGAGCCUCGCGCAUCCAGCGAGCGGCGCGGCGAGAUGCCAGCUCCGCCCUGGCCGGCCCGUGCUCCUCGGAUAUCGCACGGAAGCGACGGUUCCGGCAGUCGUCGGCGUCACAGAGGACGGGAGCACGGAGGAGGAGGGCGAUGA